Tupaia belangeri chinensis (Chinese tree shrew) is the source of this 2214-nucleotide messenger RNA. RefSeq names its product protein phosphatase, Mg2+/Mn2+ dependent 1M (gene PPM1M). The record is from RefSeq and is a predicted model, not a curated record. Gene Ontology annotation, cellular component: mitochondrion. Gene Ontology annotation, biological process: protein dephosphorylation. Bases 538 to 1452 code for a protein of 304 amino acids. The transcript is spliced from 10 exons. Gene Ontology annotation, molecular function: [pyruvate dehydrogenase (acetyl-transferring)]-phosphatase activity. NCBI's taxonomy places the organism in Eukaryota, Metazoa, Chordata, Mammalia, Scandentia, Tupaiidae.
CCUCGCCCUUUCCAAACUGAGGUCCAGAGACUGGGUGGAGUGCUAGCCGUCUGGGCCUUGGAGAUGUUCCCAAGAGCUCCACCCCGCGCGUCUCACCCUGGCAUGUAGCCUUUGCAUAUAGGACAGGGUCCCGGCUGAGAUGGGACAGGGUUGGAAGGGCCACCCAAGACCUCCCAGGUAGCCUGCCCGUGCGUCCUGGCCUGGGUCAGUAGGCUCCACAGGUCCAGGGCCCUGACUUCGCCUUAGCGGUGAGGCCGCGGAGCAGCCAGGACACUGACAUUGUGAUUGUCCAGGAUCAUCAACGCAGAGAAAUCAGAGUUCAACGAAGAUCAAGCUGCCUGUGGGAAGCUGUGCAUCCGGCGAUGUGAGUUUGGGACCACGGAGGACCAAGAGUGGCUGACUCUGUGCCCAGAGGAGCUGUUGACGGGUCAUUACUGGGCACUGUUUGACGGGCACGGAGGUCCUGUGGCAGCCAUCCUGGCCGCCAACACUCUGCACUCCUGCCUGCGCCGGCAGUUGGAGGCCGUGGUAGAGGGCAUGGUGGCCGUUCAGCCACCCAUGCACCUCAGUGGCCGCUGCGUGUGCUCCAGCGACCCCCAGUUCGUGGAGGAAAAGGGCAUCAGGGCAGAAGACUUGGUGAUUGGGGCUCUGGAGAGCGCCUUCCAGGAAUGUGAUGAGGUGAUCGGGCGGGAGCUGGAGGCCUCAGGUCAGGUGGGCGGCUGCACUGCUCUGGUGGCUGUGUCCCUGCAGGGAAAGCUGUUCGUGGCCAAUGCUGGGGAUAGCAGGGCCAUCUUGGUGCGCAGAGACGAGGUACGGCCGCUGAGCUCUGAGUUCACCCCAGAGACCGAGCGGCAGCGAAUCCAGCACCUGGCCUUUGUCUACCCUGAGCUUCUGGCUGGUGAGUUUACCCGACUGGAGUUCCCUCGUCGACUAAAGGGGGACGACUUGGGGCAGAAGGUUUUGUUCAGGGAUCACCACAUGAACGGCUGGAGCUACAAACGAGUGGAGAAAUCGGACCUCAAGUACCCACUGAUCCAUGGGCAGGGUAGGCAGGCUCGGUUACUGGGAACACUGGCUGUCUCCCGGGGACUGGGGGACCAUCAGCUCAGAGUCCUGGACACGAACAUCCAGCUCAAGCCCUUUUUGCUCUCCAUCCCACAGGUAACUGUGCUGGAUGUGGACCAGCUGGAGCUGCAGGAGGAGGACGUGGUUGUCAUGGCGACUGAUGGGCUCUGGGAUGUCCUGUCCAAUGAGCAGGUUGCAUGGCUGGUGCGGAGCUUCCUCUCUGAGAACCGGGAGGACCCACACAGGUUCUCGGAGCUGGCGCGAAUGCUGAUACACAGCACACAGGGGAAGGACAGUCCUACAGGGGAAGGGCAGGUGUCCUACGAUGACGUCUCUGUGUUCGUGAUCCCCUUGCAUAGCCAGGGCCAAGGGAGCAGUGGCCACUGAGGGUCCAGAAACUGCAUCCCAGGAACACUCCAGGGCUGGGUGCAGUCUGGGUAUCCCUCUGCUGUGGCCAACGACAGGCCUGCCUGCCCCACCCCCAGCCUAGCCCAGUGCCAUUGCCUUCCACCCCAACUUACAUGCCAAGGGGGAACAUCUGUGCUAGGCAAUCAGAACUGGAAGGGUGUGGGGGGCCCAGCCCACCCAGUCCCGGCUUCUGCAAUAACAUCCCUCUGCAGACGUACUUCACAGCCUGGGAAACCCAUGCAAGGCUCUCAGGCAGGAUCCUCAACAGCCCCGGGUGUCAUUCUCAGGUAGGGACACCCAGGUCAUGCUGGGAUCCAGGUCUCCAACCCAUGAAGGUCAGAACAUCCAUUUAGCAACCCGAGUCCAGAGAGUUCCUUGUAGAAGCCUUUGGACAGCCUCACUUGGGCUGGAGCUGCCAUCUUGAAGGCACAGUGCCCAGACAGGCUCAGGGCCUGGGGCUAAAGUUGGGGGUGGGGGCAAGAGCCCCCAGAGCUGGCUGGGCAGGAAGUAGUAUCCGACCGCUACCUCUAACCUGGCCUACUACCUGAUUGCUCCUCUAAGGUCCCUGCCCUAGCCUGACGCCCCAGUUCCGGUGCUUUGUAGCUCCCAUCACCUCCUAUUAAGUUUGUGUGGGAGCUGGCAGGUGGUGUGGCUAAGAUGCUGACUCACACGUCCAUCAGAAGUUUGAGUUCCAGACCUGGUGGCUUGCUUUUUCUCUUACCCUCUGGUCAAAUUUAAAUA